Molecule: messenger RNA, 2039 nt
Organism: Photinus pyralis (common eastern firefly)
Lineage: Eukaryota; Metazoa; Arthropoda; Insecta; Coleoptera; Lampyridae
Product: pickpocket protein 28-like
Exons: 8
Coding region: 314-1987 (557 amino acids)
Biological process (GO): sodium ion transmembrane transport
Cellular component (GO): membrane
Molecular function (GO): ligand-gated sodium channel activity
Source: RefSeq, a predicted model, not a curated record
CUAAAACCUAUGAUUUUCUAUAUGAAUGUUGCUACCAAAGAAUUAGAAUCAAUUUUAUAAAAAAUAUCGUUAUAUUCAUAUGUGCAUGUUUAUCUUAGUCAAAAGUUUGUUUUUUUUCGCACAAUCAUCACAAUCGAAACCACUGGUUUGUGUGUCUAGUGUGUCACAGUUGUUAGUAAUGAAACACAAUGUAAAGUGAGUAAAUACUUGUUUAAUUUCCAUUGCUUCUUGAAUCAGUGCUGCAGUUUUAAUCCCUUGAAUUGCUCCUUUGUAGUAAAAUUUUAGCCCAGCGACUGACACAACUGAUUAUAAAAUGACGCAAAAGGAAAAAGAAGCCAAUGGUAGUUACAAACGUAAUUUAAUUAGUGUGUCGCCAGUGUCGAGUGAAAUUAGUCCACCAAAACCCGAUUUUUUUACGCAUUUGAAACGAUACUGCAUCCACUACUGUGAGUCGACCACAGUUCAUGGAGUUAAAUACGUAGGAGAGCGAGGCCGUCACGUUUUGGAAAAGUUAGCAUGGACUGCGGUAGUCUUCGUCGUUUGCGUGUUUUGCAUUAUGCUGAUACACAAGACUUAUCAAAAAUGGCAACUCUCGCCGGUGAUCGUAACUUUCGCCAGUCAAGAGACGCCCAUUUCGCAAAUACCAUUUCCGGCCGUCACGCUUUGCCCCGAGGCGAAAUUCGAUCCGGAAGUCUUCAACUUUACCCACGCGAUGCUGAUGGAGCAGAGCGGCUUGAAGCUGAACAAGCAAGAUAAAGAGUACCUGCAACUGUCCUAUUUGGUUUGCAGCAGUGCGAUGGACUACAUUGACUUGUUUAAUACGACACUAUGGAAUACAACCUGUUCUCCAGAAGCGAUCGAUAAAUUAGGUGAUGAGAUGCUGCCUUAUUUUGACGUGCUGGGAAUGACAACUGUUAAGUGGAUAGGAAAAUCAUUGAACUUAAACGAGUCUCUAGGAAUAAGUGUCACAUCUGAGGGCUUUUGUUAUACAUUCAAUAUGCUACCUUAUGAAGAGAUUCUUAGAUACAGUGACAACUUUAACAACUCAAUGAAACCCAAAAAUAAAAGUCGAAAGUGGUCGCUCGAAGAAGGUUAUCCUCCAGGCGAAACCUUCGACGCAUUUCCAAGGAGAACCUUUAUGCCAGGACUCGAUGGUGGUUUAACCAUUGACAACAUCUACGUCAACAACAGCCACCUGGACUACCUUUGCGGAGAAUCUUUGCAGGGAUUCAAAGUAGCCCUACACCAUCCCAGCGAAUUCCCUAGCAUGGACAGGCAUUUUCGACUACCUUUAAACCAGGCGGUGGUGGUUGCAAUUAAGCCGCAAAUGAUCACGGUGUCGCCGCAAUUGUGGAACUACUCCCCCAAGGAUAGGAGGUGUUAUUUUGCAAAUGAGAGAUAUUUGGAGAGUUACAAGAUGUACACGCAGCAGAAUUGUCUUCAGGAGUGCGUGGCCAAUUACACUUUCGCUCAGUGUAAAUGCAUUCCAUUUUAUUACGCCUCGCCAGAGGAAAAGAUUACCAUUUGUGGACCUGCCAACAAUGAGUGCGUGAGGCAAAGCAAAUUAAAAUACUUGGAAAUCGAAAGUAGCAAUGGUAAAGAAAGCGAACAGUGCGACUGUUUACCUCUAUGCACUUCUUUGUCGUAUGAAGUUGAAACCUCCCAAACAGAUUGGAGUUGGCAUAACGUAUUGAACAUCUUAAACCAUGUCAAAGGGCUGAACAGGAUAAGGACUGAUUUGGACCCAAAACGGGCACACUUUUCAAAAUUGACAGUUUACUACAAAGACCUGCAGUUCAUGACUUGCGUGAGAAAUGAGCUGUACGGCCUCGUCGACUUCUUUUCAAAUAUGGGCGGGCUCACGGGGUUAUUUAUAGGCUUCUCCGUCGUCUCUGCAAUUGAAAUUGUGUACUUUUGCACCCUUCGAAUUUGGGGUAACAUCAGAAAGUACGGGCAAAACGCGUGGUCGGGGGAACCGGCUACUUAGAUUAAGAUCACAAUAUUGUGUCACAUUUUCCUGCAAUAAACACUACCCGCAA